This is a messenger RNA of Emiliania huxleyi CCMP1516, 973 nucleotides long. RefSeq lists its product as hypothetical. The transcript has 3 exons. The record is from RefSeq and is a predicted model, not a curated record. The annotation marks the transcript as partial. Lineage: Eukaryota; Haptophyta; Isochrysidales; Noelaerhabdaceae.
CAGGUUCCGGCCAAUGUCGAUCCUGCUGCUGCUGGGCUGCAGCGGCCUCCGCGGCGCCUCGCCGCUGGCGGUGGCGCACCGCAACGUCAGCUCGGAGGCCGUGUGCGCCGCCGCGACCGACCUGUGCUCUUGCUCGGCGCUCGCGCCCGGGUGCGGCUGGUGCUCGAAGAACGGCAAGUGCGCGCCCGCCGACCGGUGCACGACGACGUGCCGCGAGUGCCCCACGCGGCACGACACCUGCCGCUCGGCCUGCCGGCGCACCUGCGUCGACACGUGCGCGCAGGCCGCCUCGGUCUGCGGCUGCACCGAGCUCGACGGCUGCGGCUGGUGCUCUCAUCGGCAGGUGUGCACGACGUACCCGGAGUGCUCCACCACGUGCGAAGAGUGCGACUCCUCGUGCAGCAACUACAAGCACUGCCAGAAGAAGUGCUACCCUCGCUUUCGCGUGCGGCCGGUGACGGCGCAGGACGGCCUCUUCCCGCUGAGCUCGUCCGACAUCCACACCGCUUUCGCCGUCUUCCUCGCCACCGUCUUCGCCUCCGCGGCGGGCAUCGGCGGCGGCGCGGUGCUCGUGCCCCUCUUCACCCUCAUCGGCGACUUCACCGAGCACGAGGCCAUCCCGCUCGCGCUCGCCACCGUCUUCGGCGCCUCUCUCUUCUCCACCUUCGGCACCUACCUCUGGCUCAAACACCCUCUCGUCCCGCACCGCCACCGGAUCGCGUACGACGUGGUGGUCGUGCUGAUGCCCGCCACACUGAUGGGGACCACCGUCGGGGUCUUCCUCAACAAGAUCUGCCCGAACUGGCUCAUUAUGGUGCUGCUGGUGCUGCUCUGCGCCGUGAUGGGCAAGCGCACCCUCGACAAGGCUCGCAAGGGGUGGGCCAAGGAGAGCCGAGCCAUGUACGAGACGCUGCCGCAGGCAGAGAGAGACGACUCGGGCACGCCGCUCAUCGGCGGCAAGGAGGGCGGCGGC